Molecule: messenger RNA, 1411 nt
Organism: Merops nubicus (carmine bee-eater)
Lineage: Eukaryota; Metazoa; Chordata; Aves; Coraciiformes; Meropidae
Product: E3 ubiquitin/ISG15 ligase TRIM25-like
Exons: 9
Molecular function (GO): protein binding
Source: RefSeq, a predicted model, not a curated record
GCCGGUGCUCGGAGGGUCGGGGGCUGCUGUUGCAGCUGGCUGCCAGCUCCUGCGCUGGGCUGGGCUGACCAGCGAGGCCUCUGCAGGUGGCAACCGCAGCUCCCAGCCGCCUGCCGUGCUUGGGGCAGCGCUGAAGAAGAAACUGGUGGAGCUGCAUAAUCAGAGUGAGAGAGCUGUUCGGGCCAUGAACACGGUGAAAACAAACCAAAGCCAAGCUGCUGAGACAGCUUCCAGAAAGAAAGAUUUGAUCAGAAGUGAGUUUUUAGAAAUUAAAGCUUUAAUUGAAGAAAGAGAAAAUCAGGCUUUGAAAAUAAUUGCAGAGGAAGAAAAAAGAGUUUGCAAUAAGUUUGAUUAUAUCUACAGUGUUGUGGGAAGUAAGAAGAAUGAAGUUCAGUCUCUCAAAGAUCAGAUUGAGAUGGCACUGGGUGAAAGUGAUGACAUUCUGUUUUUGAAGAGAGCAACUGCACUGCAACGAACAUCAACAAAAGAUGCUUUUGUUCCUGCAAUUGAAAUGAAUGAAAACAUGAUACAUUGCACUUACCAGUCUGCCAUUAACCUUAAAGACAUUGUGAAACAUUCAGUGUCUCAGUAUAAGGAGAAAAGAGUGGAAGGAAGACUACCACCUGGGAAUACUAAGGCUCCUCCAAUGGCUCCUCCAAACAAAAACUUUGCUGGAAAAAAGCCUCCGGGACGACAGCACGCCUACAAAGAGAAGACCCUUCAGCAGACUCAGGCCACUUUGCACGUGGAGGCAGACACCAAGGAGAAAAAGAAACCCACUAAAGCUGCACCAACCACAGGGACGCCAACUGCUGCAGCUGCUGUUUCAAGUAAAGAGCUUCUUGAGAGCUUUCUGAAGAAAUCCAGAGAGGAGCUUUUGCAGUAUGCUGCUAACAUCACGCUGGAUUACAACACGGCUCAUAACAAAGUGAUUCUGUCUGAGGGGUAUACCAGGAUGUCUGUCUCAGACACCCCCCUGAAUUAUAACCAGCACCCGCAGCGCUUCACCAAUUGUUCCCAAGUGCUGGGGUUCCAGUGCUUCAAGAGAGGCAUCCACUACUGGGAAGUGGAAAUGCAGCAGAACACCUUCUGUGGCAUCGGGAUCUGCUACGGCAGCAUGGAGCGGCAGGGGCCCGAGAGCCGCCUGGGCAGGAACAGCAGGUCCUGGUGCAUCGAGUGGUUUAAUUCCAAAAUAUCAUCCUGGCACAACGACGUGGAAAAGUGCUUACCCAAUGUGAAGGCUACCAAGAUUGGUGUGCUGCUCCACUGCGAGGGAGGGUUUGUGAUUUUCCUGGCUGUUGGGGAGAAGCAUAACUUGAUCUAUAAAUUCAAGGCCCAGUUUACUGAAGCCUUGUACCCUGCCUUCUGGUUAUUUUCCAGUGGCACUGUUCUCUCUCUCUGCCAAAUGUAA